AUCUUGUGAGCUUUGGACUUUCUUGAAACUUAAUCGUUCAUAAGAUUACAUCAUACAUCAGUCAGUUGGACUGCCGCCAUUCCCUUUGAACAUGUACAUUGUUUUAAGUCAUUUAUAACCAGUGUUGUUAAAUGGGAGACACUGGUAUAUGAGUGUUCUUUAUGCUUUUGUAAAUAUAUUCAUGUACAGCCAGCGUGAUGGCUUCACAAACUGUGUUUAUUGUGGUGUAUCAGAAUUUGCAUCAGGCCAAUAGGGAAUGACUCGCCACGUGGGCCUGUCUCUUUAACGUUGUCAAGGUGGGAGGAGCUUCCUGAGGAAACAGGUGUGUGUGUCGAUAGGGAUGAUGUCAUUGGUUCUGGAUCACCUGGAAAAACUUGCAUUCAGGCUGCUGGCUAGCAACACACACACACAAGACAGCUGUUCCGCACAGAUCACCUGCCAACCUGCUAUCUGCUCGAGUGUGAAUAUUCACACCCUGCUGAUAUGUUUACAAGUGAGGGAAAGACAAGAUACUGACCCCUUCUCUCACAAAAAUAUACUAGAAAUUCCAGCAGCUGUUUUGGAUUGUGACUGCCAAAGUGGAGAUUAGAACAAACCUGAGACCCACUGCACAGAAGUCUGUGAGAUUCCACAAACAAGGCCUCAGAUAUAGGGUGUGGAUGAGAGAGGUGUGAAAAGUAGAGGACGAGUGUGUAAGUCAGCCUGGGACAGCUCUAUUGAAAUUCAUGAUUGCCCCCCCCAACCCCCACCUACCCCUUGGUGAUGAUUUAUAAGCCUGAAACUCAGAGCAAGCCAAGGAAUUAGGUCAUGCUAGCCCAUGAAAGAGCUCUUUUUGGACAUUUUAUUCUCGUCUUGUCUGUUUUGAGAGUAUGACCCUGUGGUUGGUGUUACUGGGACAGACUGGUUACUGAAAGCCAAUUCCACUAUGUCCUGGAAAAGGAACUACUUUGCGUCAGGCAGCAGUGGGCUGCAGGGCAUCUUUACCCCACGGACCAUGACCUCCAUCGCUCCAAGCAAAGGGCUCAGCAAUGAGCCAGGACAGAACAGCUGCUUCCUCAACAGCGCUCUUCAGGUCCUCUGGCACCUGGAUAUUUUCCGCAGAAGCUUCCGGCAGCUAACCACACACAAGUGCAUGGAGGACUCUUGCAUCUUCUGCGCUCUCAAGAGCAUCUUUGUGCAGUUCCAGUACAGCACGGAAAAGGUGUUGCCCUCUGACGCGCUGCGUACGGCUCUGGCCAAGACCUUUCAGGAUGAGCAGCGCUUCCAGCUGGGCAUCAUGGACGACGCUGCUGAGUGCUUUGAGAACAUCCUCAUGCGUAUCCACUUUCACAUCGCUGAUGAGAGCAAGGAGGACAUCUGUACGGCCAAACACUGCAUUCCACACCAGAAGUUUGCCAUGACGCUCUUCGAGCAGUGUGUGUGUGGGAGUUGUGGAGCAUCAUCAGAUCCUCUGCCCUUCAUUCAGAUGGUACAUUACAUCUCCACCACCUCUCUGUGUAACCAGGCUGUAAGGAUGUUGGAGUGCAGGGAGAAACCAACUCCUGACAUGUUUGGGGAACUGCUGAGAAACGCCAGCACUGUGGGAGACCUGCGCAACUGUCCUGGUAAUUGUGGAGAGAAGCUCCGUAUUCGUCGCGUGCUCAUGAACUCUCCUGAGAUCAUCACCAUCGGUCUGGUGUGGGACUCGGAAAACUCUGAUCUCGCCGAGGAUGUCAUCCACAGUCUGGGCACCAUCCUGCGUCUCGGAGACCUCUUCUCCAGGGUGACAGAGGAGAAGGCCAGGCAGGCAGAGCUCUACCUAGUGGGCAUGGUGUGUUACUACGGCAAACACUAUUCAACCUUCUUCUUCCAGACCAAGAUCCGGAAAUGGAUGUAUUUCGAUGAUGCACACGUUAAAGAGAUUGGGCCGAAAUGGCGGGAUGUGGUGUCUCGUUGUAUUAAGGGGCAUUACCAGCCGCUUCUGCUGCUCUAUGCUGACCCCCGUGGCACACCCGUGUCUGUGCAGGACCUGACAUCUCGGCUGGACCUUCACCACUACACCAAAACCUACUACGACAGCGAGGACUCUGGUCGUGAGCCGUCCAUUUCGAGCGACACGCGAACAGACUCCUCGACAGACAGCUACAGCUAUAAACACUCUCACUCGCACCACGAGUCCAUGGCCUCACACUUCUCGUCAGACUCCCAGGGAACCAUCGUGUGCAACCCCAAAAACAACGCAUCGCACAGCAGUCUGGAUACGACGGGCCCUUUGACUGACGGCGAGCCUGCUCAGCGCCACACGCCUAGAAAAAGUGGGACCACAGAUAGGAAGAGUGGAGUUGUGGACAGGAAGAGGAGCGCCAGCCGACCCCGCCGGUUCGACGAGAGAAGUCGAACCUCAAAGACCGAUGAGGUGUCUUCUGCAGGAUACCACAGUGAGGGUGAGACCCUGAAAGAACAACAGGUCCCUCGUGGCACUCCUAAGCCCUGCUCUAGCCGUCUGCGGGACUUUAAGGAGAGCAUGAGCAGCAUCAUUCUGAGCCGGCCGCUAUCCGCCGACAGCACAAGCAGCGAGUCCAGGUCCAGCUCCGGUGUAGGACGCUACAGGCCAGCCUGGAAACCACGCCGAGACACUCUCAACAUCGAUAGCAUCUUCAGCAGAGAGAGACGUAAGCAGGCCGGCUACGCUCCGUUGGGCACCUUGUUGCCUGAGGAUCCCAGCCACCACAGGCCACUGACAGGCUCACUAGAUCAAAUGGGUUUUGGUGCCAGAUCUGCAUCUAGGACGCUACCAUCAACUCAAGGCAAGAGGAUGGAACCUUCUCGGCUCAUCCAGAGGAUGGAGAGUGGGUACGAAAGCAGUGAAAGGAACAGCAACAGUCCUGUGAGCCUGGACAUCCCCAUUAAUGACGGAGCUGUGAACGGAUCACACAGUGUAAAAGACGCGGCUCUAAUAAAGCAACCCUCUGGUAUCGGCACUACGUGGAAUGGUGUACAGAAGUCGAAAAGCAGCAGUUCCCUCUUGCAGGAUGUCAAAGCCUCCAUCAAAGGAGCCAGUCAUACGAGUUUGGCCGCCGAGGGCCGAAGCGAGCUGGACGAGCUCCAGGAGGAGGUGGCGCGCAGGGCAAGAGAGCAGGAACUGCAGAGGAGGAAGGAGAAAGAGAAAGAAGCAGCCAUGGGCUUCAACCCCAAUCCUAGCAAGUUCAUGGACCUGGAUGAGCUGCAAAACCAGGGUAAAGGGGACGGCUUCGAGCGGUGUGUUCUGGACGCUGAAGCGCUGUUAGAUCAGUCUCUGAGACUGGAACAGGCAGGCGAGGUCGCUGCCGCACUCUCUGUGGUAAACGAAGCCAUGUCUAAACUCAGGCAUACCAUGCAUGAGGGCAGUGCUAACGGGCAGGGCAGGACAGUGGGUGAGGCCCGACUGCAAAAGUGUAUGAGGAGGGCGCGAGGCCUGCAGCAGCGCAUGCAGCAGCAGGAGAAGCAGCAACAGCAGCAGCGAGAGGAGAAGGAGGAGAGGGAGGAAGAGCAAAAGCUGCCUAUCAGUGAACAGCCUGUCAAGAUCCAAAUACUUCUGACAGAAGCUCAAGAGGAGGUUGUGGAUGCGCUCUCAGAAGCUUCCUUAGGCCCAUCAUUAUCAUCCCAAAUUAUUCCCCAUUCUCCUGCUCCAUCCACUCCUGAUCUCUCCCACUCCUACUUCAGAGAGAGCCUUGAACGUCCUUCAUCCAUCGAUAACAAACAGCAUCAAUACUCUCACUCAGACUCUCAGGAGCAUUCCCCUACCUCUGCCCGCACAACCAGUAAACCCAGUGCCAGCUCUGCGUCCAUGUUCACAGCAAACAACGCUUCCCAGAUGCCAGCCAGAGACGGACCCGAAGCUCACACGCACGGGCACAAUCAUCGCCCGCCUAUGUCCCGGAGCUUCAGUGUCCCUCGCUCUUCCUUUUCCUCUGAUCAGUACAGCUUAGAGGAGAAACCGCAGUUGCUCCACUCACAACAGUCAUCACUCUUCAACCCUCCGCCGUCACAGCGCGCCGAUACCGCUCCACCAACGCCGAACUUCAUGUCAUCUUCCCCUUCAUCCCCCUGCCUCAUGCCACGCUCCACCUCGCCGGCCAGGCCCAUGCCUGUAGAACGCUGGGCUGAAAACGUCACCAGAUACUACAACUCCCAAAAUGCUUCGCAGCCAUGUGGCUCGCCCUGUGAAGAGUUGUCUGAACUCGACUCGCUCUACAGAGCCAGCUUGCGGGCUCCCAGCAAACCACGAGCCUCUUGCGGGCCCAGUCCAAAUCCCACUGGGAGACAAGGACCAGCUGCUGCACGCAGACUUGCAUCUGGACACUCAGGCUCGCUUGGGCGCUCCAAAACACCCACCGCUGAGAUCGAGAGGAGUGCCUACAGGACACCAGAAUACAUCAGUGCUCCUGCACACAGACCUGUUACUCCUACGAUGCGUGACGUACCAGCGGGUGAGGAUCAGAUGUACAGUGCUGAGAAUCUGCGUCGUAUCACUCGCAGUCUGAGCGGCACCGUCAUCAGAGGACGAGCCGAAAACCUCGUUCCUUCUCGCAGCUUUGACUCUCCUGCUUCGAGAAUUGCUAAGCAUGUGGACCCUCGAUUGAACCCCCGCCACUCCAACACCUCCCUGCAUGCCGCACCCGUUACCCACAAUCCUUCAGUUUUCACCCACCACCCUGAGCACCAGUACCUGCAUCCACCUCAGCAGCAACCUCCCCCUCCAGCUACGUUACAGCGGCCCACUCGAGGACACCCAGUGUCUGCAGGAGAUCCCCAAAAGGUCGACAGGUUUCUGGCUGUGCUUGACCGGGGCGAAGCUCUUGCCCAUGGCAGCUCCCACAGUGUGAUGAUGAGCUACGGCACUCUUCCUCGGGCGCCCCGGAAAUCGGCUCCUUCUGUGCCGCGCAUGCCUCAGGCCAGAGUCGCACUAGCUGCUCGCCCUGAGGCCUGGAACUACACAGAUCCCCGCUAUGCCACCCUGGCUCACUCUGGUCGCUCGGUACCUGCUAGCAGACCUGUGGACAUUUCUCAACACCAACUUCAACGUGCCAGCUUACCCAGACAGCAGUCUGUCCCCACUGCUCAGCCCACGCGUAUGGAUAUGCCACCAGAGGCAGACUGGAGGACUGCUACAUUCAGAACAGGUCACCCGGAUGGCCAGGCGUCCAGAACCCGACGUGGUUCCCAUGUGCAGCUGUGUUCCCUGUGCCAGCAGUCUCCAGCUGAGCCCAUGGGCACCUACUGCCAGGCCUGCAUUGCUUACAGAAAUCGCUACAGGCAGGCCAAUUAAACAAAGUGGAGCACCACUUCAUGGAAAUGCCAGCUUCAUGUACAUAAUCACAUCCCAUACAUACACACAUACACAUAUAUACACAUCUGCAUGACGACGAGUGAGAAUGAAGGAGAGUCACACACCAGCCCACUUCUGUCUUUCACUUACUGCAUUUCUCUCCUUCACCUUGCCCUGUUGCUUGAGUCCUGCUUUCACACACUUUUUUGCUGAUGAAGAAUGGCCUCUAACUGAAGGUGUGAUGCUUCACAUCUGCACUGUGCGCGUCCUGCCGGAUGAAGACUGUUUUAGACUCUGGAUCUAGACUUCUUGAUUGUGUUUUAUCGAAUUAACACAAUGGGAAGAACUUGAAUCCUUUCCUUGAGUGACCUGCCAAUGAGAUUGGUAUUUAACUACAGUGUUUUGGUAAGAGUGCAUUUUUUUAUGAGGCCACGAAGCACAAAUUCAAGACAAGACUGAGACAGAGCUUACUAUUUUUGGAUAACUGAACCAUAGAUAGCCUGGAUUAUAUAACUUGACAGUUCCUCGUUUUAUUAUAGAUUUCUCUAUAGCAUACUAGACUAAGCAGAGUGAAGUAAAUUAUAAGAAAAUGUUUAGAAACUAUUGUGUAAUGUGAACGCGGUAAUAGCAGUGGAGUAGAAAAAUGUGAUGAAGUGAAGAGAGAACAUUUCCAUGUGUUUUCUGUUCUAGUUUCAUGACAUGCCAAGUGGCUCACUGGAAAAACACACUCGACAUAAUUGGAUUGUCUGUUUCAGUGUAAAAAUACUCACACUUGUCACAUGAAUAAUUAUCGAAGGGUUUUACAGGGAAAGGCAUUAUAAAGAGUUUUAAAAUAAAUCUGAACUAUCAGUGUUACUCACGAACAUGCCAGGUACAGCAGUUCAGAAUAACACCUGAAGCUUUUUUUGUUCCGCAUUAAUGCUGAUGAAGGGUUAGGGCUUGUUAAAGGUUAAACAUACACUGCGUCUGGCAGGUAUUUAUUAUUGUAUUUAUAAAAAAAAAACAAACAAAAAAACAAUUUGCAAUGUAACUGAAACCAAAACUGUGAAGUGAGUUGAGAAUUUUGCAUCAUUUAGAUGACCGAAUGCACAAAGCUAUACCUUGAACGCAGACCAAUUUACUCACAGCGGCAUCACGAUAUACAGCCAUGAGAUGCUUCUGAUUACUUCAGUAUUUAGGAUUUAAUCAUUUAGAUUUAGUCCAUUUGUGCAAGCGCAUGGCUUAAAUACCUUCAAUUAAAGGAGAAGUGUUUUUAGAGCCCUCUGCUGCCUGAGAAGUAGACCUACCUGACUUCCCUUUCUCUCCAGUUGACCCCGCCCCUUUUGUUGAAACUACACAUGCCUUGUGAGUUGCCUUUAAAGGAGAACGGGCCGAGCCGAGCAGGUCUGUACCGACUGCACCGGGAAAAAUAAAGUCAGAAACUAGCUCAAUCCAUUGCACUGUAAUUUCACGAUUCAUUCUUUUUUUUCUUUUUUUUUUUUUUUUAAGGCACCUUGAAAUUUUAGGUCAGGAGACACCCUUAAAUAUCUCAGACUGCACCUUCAAACAUGUUCAGGAGGGUUAAGGACAUUCCUCAGACCUAGAGGUAUAUAUUUCUCAAUUGUAAUAGAUACAGUGUGAUCAACAUAUCCGAUAUACAACAUACAAUUAAAGCCGAUAUUCCUAUUUAAUUUAGAGCUGAUCUGAUGCAAUGCGAUAUGACCUAGUGUGCAGUUUUGAUUUUAACUGAAAAGGUGCCGUGAAGUCAUGUGACAUCACAAUACACAUUCAGCCAAAGCCCUAUUCAAUUCACAUGCGUCGAACGCGAGUACAGCUAAAAGGUCUCAUUUACCAACAAACAUCACUGCGAAAUUUUUGCCCGCAACAAUCACAAACAAAAAAACCCUCUGCGAAAUCCUGUACGGACCGAUUACUUUUUAAAAAAAAUAGGAGUACAACAGUGAUGAUGAAGAGAUGCACACGUGCUAUCAGACUUUACUGAUAUACACAUGCCCGUAUUGAUUCAUCUCACACACAGUUUUGCUUCGGUGCAGUGAAUCUUUACAACAUAACUCUGAACGUGUGGUGGUCUGGGAAAACCCAUCAGAUGUGGCGGAGGCUCAAUUCUGCCAGCCAAAAAGUGAUAGAAAUGCAUAGAGUUUUUUUUCCUUUUUUAUUUCUUUACUCGCUCUAGAUUUCUGCAAAGAUCAUGUUGGGGAAGCCAGUUUAACAAACAAAAAAGAAAGUCAGUCUACCUUAAGGUGUCUAAAGCCUUACUAGUUAAGUGUGAUUUCUACACACGGUGAGCAUUUACAUUACUUUAAUUCAUUUAGCAGACGCUUUUAUCCAAAGCGACUUACAAACGAGGAAAUACAAGAUAUAU
Molecule: messenger RNA, 7649 nt
Organism: Ictalurus punctatus (channel catfish)
Lineage: Eukaryota; Metazoa; Chordata; Actinopteri; Siluriformes; Ictaluridae
Gene: usp54a
Product: ubiquitin specific peptidase 54a
Exons: 22
Coding region: 926-5287 (1453 amino acids)
Biological process (GO): protein deubiquitination
Molecular function (GO): cysteine-type deubiquitinase activity
Source: RefSeq, a predicted model, not a curated record